AAAAAGAAGGAAUAUCUCUGGGAGCUCAUCAGGUGAAUUCAACAAUUUGAAGGUUUCAAACCCUAAAUUUUCCGUAGGGAUUUCGAAGCUUUUGAAUCUAUGGCGUCUCGAAGGCGAGUGCUUUUAAAGGUCAUCAUCCUCGGAGACAGCGGGGUUGGAAAGACAUCUUUGAUGAAUCAAUAUGUGAAUCGUAAAUUCAGUAACCAGUACAAAGCAACCAUUGGAGCGGAUUUUUUGACAAAAGAAGUUCAGUUUGAAGAUAGGCUAUUCACAUUGCAGAUAUGGGAUACUGCUGGGCAGGAGAGGUUCCAAAGCCUUGGUGUUGCUUUCUACCGUGGUGCAGACUGCUGUGUUCUCGUCUAUGAUGUGAAUGUCAUGAAAUCAUUUGAUGACCUUAACAAUUGGCGAGAAGAAUUUCUGAUUCAGGCAAGCCCCUCAGACCCUGAGAACUUUCCAUUUGUAGUGUUGGGGAACAAGAUAGAUGUUGAUGGUGGGAACAGCCGGGUGGUAUCUGAGAAGAAGGCAAAGGCAUGGUGUGCCUCGAAGGGGAAUAUUCCCUACUUCGAGACUUCUGCUAAGGAGGGCAUUAAUGUGGAAGCUGCUUUUCAGUGUAUAGCCAAGAGUGCUCUAAAGAAUGAACCUGAAGAAGAAAUAUAUCUGCCUGAAACCAUUGAUGUGGCGGGUGGAGGUCGGCAACAAAGAUCAACUGGCUGUGAAUGUUAGGGUGUUGAUAAGGAAAUUUGUGUUUGUAUUGGGAUGUAAAGGCUACUUAAUCCUCCAUUCAUUAUGCAGUAAUAAUUCAGUGAAGGUUAUUGGGGGGGGGGGGUGUUCUAUUGUAUAGUAGGUGGUCAAAGAAAUGGAGACAAUGUGGCAAUGGUGUAUCUAUUUAUCCCCUCCAUGACUCUUUAUCGCUUUCCAACUGCCUUACUGCAAUUUAUUGAGAUUUUUAUGUUAGUAUGAAGUAUAUUUGGCAUUGACGUUUGUAC
Molecule: messenger RNA, 986 nt
Organism: Telopea speciosissima
Lineage: Eukaryota; Viridiplantae; Streptophyta; Magnoliopsida; Proteales; Proteaceae
Product: ras-related protein Rab7-like
Exons: 7
Coding region: 100-723 (207 amino acids)
Cellular component (GO): vacuolar membrane
Molecular function (GO): GTP binding; GTPase activity
Source: RefSeq, a predicted model, not a curated record